CGAACCGUUCCGGUGCCUAUGAGCAAUGGCGAAGGGACCAGGAGAUUUCCGAUAAAACGCGCGUUUUCGCCAUCUACCCAACUUUUGGGCCGAAUCACAGUGUCGGUGGGUCUUUGCAUGCACUGAAGAGGGCUUUGGAGGCGUAUGGUAAGCCGAAAUGAUUUGAUGACCAUCUUCUUCGCCAAAUCUUGUUAUUUUCGUGUAGUUUCAGUUGAUGAACAGGUUACUUAGUUGUUCGAUUCAAGAUUCGUGACCACGACUCUUACUUACUACCCGUACCCCCCUCAUUUUUGUACUUAGUUACUUACUAACCGUACCCUCCUCAUUGUAGUUGUACUAGUAAAAAGUACAACUCAUAGUCAUAUUACAACUCCUCAGGUUGGCACUUCAACGACGACUCGACCGGAAUCGCGCAUGCUUUCUGGGAUCUCAAAUUCGGUUUGAAGGUCUCCGACAUCGGAACGCCUCCAAGCCUGCUGAACGACCGUUUUACCCGCGACAAAGUCAUCAAUUUUUUCGGCCAAAUCGCUGAUUUGACCACAAAGCUCGGUCUGCAAAGGAGUAUCGAGAAGUUCACCAGGCGACUGACCUAUCCUC
This is a messenger RNA of Amoebophrya sp. A25, 597 nucleotides long. The record is from the annotation of a GenBank genome assembly. NCBI's taxonomy places the organism in Eukaryota, Dinophyceae, Syndiniales, Amoebophryaceae.